AUGUUGGAGCAAAUAAAGGCUAAAUCAACGCACGCGGCGACAUUAGCGCGAGAUACAGCGGGAUCAUUCAAAGACGCGGCACAAAAAGCGACGCAGAAAAGCUCAGCGGUAUUGCAGGCGAAAGCUGUUGCACAUAACAUCAAAAUACCGACUGUAGUCAAGUCGUCAAACUCAUCCACUUCGCUCGCUGACACGGUCAAUGAGAGUGAUGUGGAGGAAGGCAAAUCGCCUAUUAAUAUCAGUCAGGAGAAAGAGGGACUACUUAAUGAAUUGGGGCAGGAAAUAUGUGGUCUUACUAAACGUCAGCGACUCUAUGGAGCUAUUGGCUGCUACUUGUUCGGUGCACUCUGUGGUUUCUUGUCUACAUUGAUGAUGUGGGGAGGCCCAAAACACCUCAAGCAGUUUGCUUUCUUUUACACACUCGGAGCUCUGUGCAGUAUUAGUAGCUCGCUCUUCUUGAUCGGCCCUAUGCGACAGCUCAAGAUUAUGUGCAUGCCUGUUCGACGUAUAGCCUGUUGCGUCUGGCUGGGUACCAUGUGCACGACACUUAUUAUUGCCUUUGGUUUUCCAAAGGCAGGGCCACUAGUGAUGUUGCUGGUGAUUAUACAGUACGUUGCAAUGCUCUGGUAUGGCGCUUCGUUCAUUCCUUACGGCCGGGCCGUCCUCCGGAAGGGUUGCUCCAAAGCAGCGAGCUACGUCAGUAGCUAA
Molecule: messenger RNA, 708 nt
Organism: Peronospora farinosa
Lineage: Eukaryota; Oomycota; Peronosporomycetes; Peronosporales; Peronosporaceae
Source: the annotation of a GenBank genome assembly